Messenger RNA from Penicillium cinerascens, 1041 nucleotides. RefSeq names its product zinc-binding alcohol dehydrogenase family protein. The transcript is spliced from 2 exons. The record is from RefSeq and is a predicted model, not a curated record. Lineage: Eukaryota; Fungi; Ascomycota; Eurotiomycetes; Eurotiales; Aspergillaceae. Gene Ontology annotation, molecular function: oxidoreductase activity, acting on NAD(P)H. Bases 1 to 1041 code for a protein of 346 amino acids.
AUGAAGGAGGCAUUUAUAGACAAGAAUAUCUCCCUGACGAUCCGAGACACUGAUAUUCCCGUCCCUGAAGCUGGCCAGGUCCUCAUUCGCGUGGUCGUUUCUGGCACCAAUCCUAAGGACUGGAAGAUGCCUCUCGUGUGGCCAACAGACGGGACCCCAACCAAUCAAGGAGAUGAUAUCGCUGGAUACAUCGAGGCAGUGGGGGAGGGCGUGAUGGGAUUCCACAAGGGCGACAAGGUCGCUGCCUUCCAUCAAGUGAUGAAACCUCACGGCAGCUACGCCGAGUAUGCGAUCGCGCCCGAGCAUACGACCUUCCAUAUUCCUGCCAAAACCAGAUUUGAAGAGGCGGCCACUAUUCCGCUAGCUGCUAUGACGGCCGCACUCGGUCUUUAUCAGCGCUUGAAGUUGCCUCUGCCCUGGAAUCCGACCACUGAGCCUUUGCCUUUGAUUAUAUACGGCGGCGCGACCGCCGUUGGAGCCUUUGCGAUCAAAUUUGCCCAGCUUUCUAAUAUCCACCCGCUUAUCACAGUAGCUGGUAGAGGGAGCGCCUUCGUCGAAACUCUCAUCGAUCGCGAGAAGGGUGACACGAUAAUCGACUAUCGUGAAGGUGACGAGGUCGUUCGGGCAAAGAUCAAGGAAGCGGCCGGUGGGCGAUCCAUAAACUACGCGUUUGAUGCGGUGGGCGAACAUGGAAGUCAUCAGAAUAUCGGCGCGGUUAUAACCGCGCCUGGGGAGAUCACUACCAUGCUCCCUAGCGGUGACUACCAGCCUCCCGAUGGAAUUAUUAUGGGCCAAACUAUAGCGGGAUCGGUUCACAUGCCUCCCGCAGCAGGGAAGACAGUUGAGGAUAACGAGUUUGGCGCUGCUCUCUUCCAAUUUAUUGGCCGUGGCUUGGCGCAAGGCUGGUUCUCGGGACACCCGUAUGAAGUGCGCCCGGGUGGGCUGGCGGGACUUGAGGAGGCGUUGCAGGAUCUCAAAGAGAGUAAGGCGUCUGCUAUCAAGUACGUAGUACGCAUUGGCGAGACGGAAGGGGUGAUGUAA